AUGAGCUCGCAAAAAUUCCAGUAUGCACAGCUCCCUAAAUAUUCAUAUCACUCUUUCGAAAAGCAGUAUCAGACUUUCGAUCGGAGCACUUUGAAGCUCUCCUAUUAUCCUGUCAUCUCAAAUGUUGGUCGUCUGACGGAGGGCAAGGUCCAGGACAACACACAGCCCAGUGCUACCGAAUCGGAGAACAAGCCCACGCCUGCUGCUGAAGCCAAGGAAGAGGAGCCCUCUAGCUCCCCAGGUGAAAGCUCAACGACUACCGAGCCUGCAGAAUCCCCAGAGGCAACGACACCUCCAGCAGACGACCCGCCUGCUGAUGCCGCUGAUGCCUCAAGCGAAGAUGCAAAAGUGGAAGAGAAGGAUGCAGCCGGGGCCGAUGAACCAGCGCCGAACGCAGAGAGCGAAGGCACUACAGAUGGAGCCCCUACGGAUCCUCCUGCGGAGGGUGCAGAGCCCGAGGAGACGGAUGAAAGCGCAUCCCCCGCAGAAGAUGACGGUGCAGCAAAGUCCAGCGAUGACAAUGCAAACAAUGACGAAGAUUUUCCACCAGUUGACCCUGAGGCUGGAUACGACGGAGUAGAAUCGGAGAAAGAAGAGGCAGCGAAACAAGCUGCAGAAGACGCCGAGGAAGCUAUGUCUCAAGGAGAUGGUGAGAAGGCAGAUGCUGCAGUCGAAGAAAGCUCAGACGAAAGCAAAGAAGAGGAGUCUGCGGCGAAAGAACAACCACCUGCAGCCGCCGAAGAGCCCGCCGAAGAGCCCGCCGAAGAGCCCGCCGAAGAGCCCGCCGAAGAGCCCGCCGAAGAGCCCGCCGAAGAGCCCGCCGAAGAGCCCGCCGAAGAGCCCGCCGAAGAGCCCGCCGAAGAGCCCGCCGAAGAGCCCGCCGACGAGCCUUGUGCCGAGCACUCGGAUGGUUCGGGGGAUGGUGCUCCCCUGUCAGAGGAAUCACCUACAACAGAAGACCCUCAAGCCCCGGAAGCCGGAUCUGAAGCCGGGAAAGAUGCUCAGUCUGAAUCGUCAGAAGCUGAUGCUAAUGUGGACGAACAACCACCUGCCGAGUCAAUUUCUCCUCCCGAAGAGGAACCAGCAGAGGAGGCUUCAGCUCAAUCGUCUAAGAAGAGCAAAAAGUCCCGAAAGGAGAAAAAGAAGAAGGGCAAGGCUGGCAAAGCAGCGAAAGAACAGGAACCGGAGACUACCCCCGCACCGGCUGCGGAUCCAGCGCCUGAGCCUGAGGUUGAGGCCGAUAAAUCCGCCUCUGACGACCCAGCCGCAGAAGAAGUCGCUGAGCCAGCUACUGAGAAAGCUGCUGAACCGGAAGAGAAUCCUGCCGAGGCCGAAGCGAAUCCUGACAAUGCCAUUGCAGAGCCCGCCGAGGACACCGCCACAGCAGAGCCUGAGAACACCGAGCCCGCAACAGAAGCGGAGGAGGCCCCAGCAGAAGCUACGGAUGAGCCGGAGGUUGCGCCUACAGAAGAGCCUGUCGCACCCGAAGCCUCUCAGGACGACGUACCAGAUGCCACAGCGGUAGAAACGCCUGCCGAGCCAGCAAAGGAAGAAGCAACAGAAGAUCCUGCUGCAGCGGAGCAUGAAGCAGAAGCGAAGCCCGAGCCGGAGCCGUCAGCAGAGGCACCUGCGGGGGAAACCACAGAAGAAUCAGCCACUGACGAUAUUGCUGCUGAGUCGCCUGCAGAAAAGGCUGUCGAUGAACCCGCUCCAGAAGAAACCCCGGAAGAAUCUCCUGCAGCUGAGGGAGCCCCAGAGCCAAUCGCUGAGACCUCGGCCGACCAUGCAGCUGAAGCAGAGACUACCGAAACUCCGGCUCCAGACGCGACUGAACAGCCCGUCACUGAGACGCCAGCCGAAGCUGCGCCUGAGGAGGCACCAGCACCUGUGGAAGAACCUCCUGCUACUGAAGAAUCGCCUACUACCGAAGACACGCCACCUGCUGAAGAGACACCUGUAGCUUCAGAUGAACCGGUUGAAGAGGAGAAGGAGACGGAAUCACCGGUAGAGGCUGCAGAGGAGGUAGAACCGGUGACGGAGCAACCUGCCGCUGAAGAGCCCGUUGCUGAUGCCCCAACUGAUGAACCUCAGGCUGAAGUAGAUCCAGUCGAGGAGUCUUCGACCAAGGAGCUGCCUGCAGAGGAAGCCCUGCCAGAUGACUCUGAAGCCGAGCAGCCUCCCAAGGAAGAUGUGCCUACUGAAGAAUCUACUGCUGAAGCCGCGCCUGCUGAAGAACCGGCUGUUGAGCAAACUGCUGAGGAGCCUAUCGUCGAGCAACCUGCCCCUGAUGAGCCUGCCCCUGAUGAGCCGAGCGCGGAGGAAACAGCAGCUCCGGAGGAAGAAUCAGCACCUGCCGACAGCGCUCCAGUAAUUCCAGCUGAAGAAGCAUCUGAAGAGCCUGCUCCUACUGAAGGCGAGGCUGCCCCGCCUGUCCCUGAGGAGCUUGCUGAGGAGACUACUGCGCCGCCUGCACCAGCUGAGGAGCCACAGGCUCCAGAGGCUGCUGAAAGUGCACCACCGGAGGAGGCUGCUGAAAGCGCACUACCAGAGGAGGCUGCUGAAAGUGCACCACCAGAGGAGGCUGCUGAGCCACAAGCUCCAGAGGCUGCUGAACCAGAGGCUGCUGAAAGUGCAUCGCCAGAGGAGGCAGAGCCUGAGCCAGCUCCUGCAGAAGAGGCACCCGUUGAAGCAGCACCGGCCGAAGAGACCCCUUCUGCAGACCCCCCUGCUCUCGAUGAGGUUGUUCCUGAGCCUACCGAGGCUCCGGAAGAGGAGGCUCCGGCUUCUGACCCAGCCCCCGCUGAACCGGCACCGGAAGAAGCGCCUGUGGAGGAGCCUGCACCUGAAGCGGAACAGACGAGGGAAGUUCCAGCAGAAGAGCCGCCAGCCGAACCUGAACCAGCUCCUGCUGAGGCUCCUCUUGAAGGCACCGCUCCAGUUGAAGAAGUCGCACCCGAAGAUGGGCCACCUGCAGACCUUGCGCCAGAAGAGUCUGACGAUGUGCCCCUGGUCGAGGCAUCAGAACUGCCGGUGGGAGACUCGGCAGCUAGGCACAACUCCCGCCGACGCAAGAAGCGCCCGACUGGCGAACGUGAGCGACGAAACUCCAAAACAUCAUCCGAAGGGCAGAAGAAGGAGCAGCUCAAGCGCCAGAAGAGCGAACGCGGCCUGUUCACCAACCGCUGGGCAAAAGCUCUGGAAGAAGCCCGCAAGCUGCACGAGGAGAAGAAGAGGGCGGAAGCCAACAGCCAGCGCAGGCAAGCGGCCAUUGCUGAAGACAAGGAACGCAGCGGCAUCCCUCCUUCAGAAAAGUCCGUGAACUCCAAGAGUUCAGGAUCAAAGGAGAAGGAGAAGGAAAAGGAAAAGGAACAGCCAGUUGUGGAGGUCAAGCCCAAGCGUCGCUCGUCAGAAGCAGAGCAAAGCAAAUCGGUCAAGACGUCCUCAUCCUCGAAGCAGGCACCAACUUCCACGCCCAAGCCCAAGGCUUUCCUGCGAUACAUGAGCAAUGCCCCCAACGCCAACAGCAAUGGACUCAUCGUGCGACCUAAUGGCUCUUCCUCUUCCUCUUCCUCAAAACCUGCAGCCGCCACGCCAGCUUCUGAAAAGGAAAAGCCCCGCCGGGCAUCCACGAGCCACAGCCAUAGCAGUGGUAACCAGGAGCGCUCUUCAAACGAGGCGAAGCGAUCCAGUGGCCGCUCCGAGAAAUCUCAUUCCCGACGCGAAGCUGAUGCUCCCCGACAAGAGAGGAAGUCUCGACGACGCUCCGUCGAAGCAGAGGUUGGCAAGCCCCGGGACCGUGAGAAGAAGUCUGAAAGCGCCGGCGGCCCGGAGCAGAGCGGCAAAGAGAAAGAGAUUCGCGCUCAUCGCCGGCACAAGCGUGAGGAAUCUCCCCCGCGAGAGCAGUCGAAACUGAAGGGUUUCUUCCGAGCCAUUGCUGCUCAUUAA
Penicillium canariense is the source of this 3945-nucleotide messenger RNA. Its product is annotated as PE repeat family protein. Lineage: Eukaryota; Fungi; Ascomycota; Eurotiomycetes; Eurotiales; Aspergillaceae. The transcript has 3 exons. The record is from RefSeq and is a predicted model, not a curated record. Bases 1 to 3945 code for a protein of 1314 amino acids.